UACACAUACACACACAUGCACACAUGCACACGUACAAACACACACCAAUAAGCAAAUGCACACUAUCUUGGAAUGUACUGCACACUCUACCUGUGAAAAGUCAACUGCUUCCUUCAUUUUGGAGAAUUUCUAAAGGCGUUUGGAAAUCUGAGUUUGUCCUUUCCACUGUUUGAGGAAAACUACGUGACGCGAAGAAGAGGAUAUAAAAAAAAGAGAGAAAUGUUUUGAAUUUGAAGUGUUUUUGGACAAUUUGUUUAGUGAACAAAUGAUUGUUGAUAGAUUGUUUUGGUUCCCUUACGUAUGCUAAUCUGGAAAAAAGAGAUUCAGGCUUGAUGAUCAGAUUAUAUAUAUAUUUUUUUUUUGAUUUGUUCACUGUCCACAGCCUUUUUAAUUUGAACAGAAAUCAGUUUUAAAUUUGUGUUUUUGAAAAGAAAUUCUGUUACAGUUACAGCACUCCACCACCUGUAAAGCAAGUUAUAUAAGAAAGUUACAAACACAGACAUUGUGAAGAUUGUAAUUUGGUGGCUUGUUGGACGUCACCACUAGUUUUAAAGUCAUUUCAGGUAACCUGCGGCAAUUGCUGUCAGAUUUGUUAGAAGGGGUUGCGCUUGUUCGUGUGGUGCGCUUGUUUUCUUGUUGCGUGCAUGCCCUCCACCAUGCCUCCCCAGAACACAGAGGCUGACGCUAUGCAGGUCGGAUCUCUCGUGGAUGGAAUUCACAACAAAAACUCCACGGCAUCAGGAACGGACGAGGAGAAAGGAGGAGGCGGCGGUGGCGAGGUGGAUGGAUCGGGAGGAGGUGGUCGUGGCGGGGAGGAGUCGGCGAGCGAAGGAUCGAUAGAAGGCAUUACUCUGAAGAGAUGGGUGAUGCACGGGGCUGUGAUGUUCGGCCGUGAGUUCUGCUACGCCAUGGAGACAGCGCUGGUGACACCUGUACUGCUGCAGAUAGGUCUUCCAGAGCAGUACUACAGCCUGACGUGGUUCCUCAGCCCAGUGCUCGGCCUCAUGUUCACUCCUCUGAUCGGCUCGGCCAGCGACCGCUGCACUCUGCGAUGGGGCAGGAGGAGACCGUUCAUCCUGGCUCUCUGUAUCGGCACGCUGUUAGGAGUGGCUCUGUUUCUCAAUGGAUCACUGAUAGGUCUGUCUUUUGGCGAUGAGCCAGGAAGUCAACCGAUUGGCAUUGUUCUCACCGUGCUGGGAGUCGUGGUGUUGGACUUUUGUGCAGACGCCACAGAGGGACCAAUCCGAGCGUAUUUGCUAGACGUGGCGGACACAGAGGAGCAAGACAUGGCGCUCAACAUCCACGCCGCUUCAGCGGGUCUUGGCGGCGCAGUUGGCUACGCUCUUGGCGGUUUAGACUGGACUCACACCUUCCUCGGAGCAGCCUUCAAGUCCCAGGAGCAGAUCCUGUUCUUCUUUGCUGCCAUCCUCUUCUCUGCGUCUGUGGUUUUGCAUCUCUUCAGCAUCGAAGAGCAGCAAUACUCUCCCCAAAAUGACAGACUGGACCAGGAGAGUCCAGAUCCCGCCAACCAGCAACUAUCAGCCAACGGCAGGACUGGACUUCUCGCUCCCAAGUUGGAAAUGAUCGGAGAAGAUGACACGAUGGACAGCUACAACCUCUAUGACCCCUAUGAAGAUGACCAUUCAGAGCCAGGUGAUAUGGACAUGGACUUUCUAGAGGUGGAGCUCGUGAGAAGUAAAAGUGACAGCGUUCUCGCCAUGGCAGACUGCACUCUCGACCACUUGGACCAUGAUCCGUUUUUCCUGUGCCACCUUGAGCCGUCCAUCUUUGCCGACCGCCUUUCGCCCUAUCACGGCUCGCCGCCGCCGACAUCCUACUUAUUCCACCCCAAUCACACUCCCUCCAGGUAUAGCAACAUCAGACGCAGCAGCAGCGCGGGAAGCCAGGACCUUCUCCGCGCUCAAAUCGACAACCACCAAACACACGCCGUCACUCCCAGGAUUUCCCGUCUCACCUCUUUCUUACAAGAAAUGGAGAAUGAAGACAGACAGGAGGCUCUGCUUCACAACCAGCUCAAUGAGCAGCGUGCCAUGAAUGGGCAGCUGUUAGCCAGUGGAACCAACGCUGAUAGAGUUCACACUAACAGCCUGAGCUCUAAAGGACAGGCCCAUCGGGCUGGGAUGGUCAAAGCUGCCAGCACUGGAGCUCCGACGAGGCAGUCACGUUACCGACACACCUUCUACCGCCAGCCGUCAUGCACCUUCUCCUACUACGGCCGAGUGGGGAGCCACCGCUACCGCUACCGCCGCGCCAACGCCGCGCUUCUCAUCAAGCCGUCUCGCAGCAUGAACGACCUGUACGAAGUGGAGGCCAGACACAGGAGGAGGAGCAGACAGAGGAACAGACACCGCAGUGGAAACACCAACUCCUCCAGCGGAGACACAGAGAGUGAAGAGGGCGAGGUUGAGACCACUGUGCGGCUGCUGUGGCUCUCCAUGCUGAAGAUGCCUCCGGAGCUUCUACGACUGUGCGCCUGUCACCUGUUCACCUGGUUCUCCAUCAUCGCCGAGGCCGUGUUUUUCACCGACUUCAUGGGACAAGUCAUUUACCACGGAGAUCCCACCGCUCCUACAAACUCUACUUUGCUGGAUAACUAUCACAGAGGCGUUCAGAUGGGAUGCUGGGGACUGGUUAUAUAUGCCAUGACUGCUGCUACGUGCUCAGCUCUCCUUCAGAAGUACCUUGACAACUUUGACCUGAGCAUCAAGAUCAUCUACAUCCUUGGAACACUUGGAUUCUCUAUUGGAACCGCUGUCAUGGCAAUCUUCCCUAACGUGUAUGUUGCCAUGGUGAUGAUCAGUAGUAUGGGCAUCAUCUCCAUGAGUAUCUCCUAUUGCCCUUACGCUCUGCUAGGACAGUAUCACGAAAUGAAAGAGUACAUCCAUCACAGUCCUGGUAACUCCCGGCGAGGCUUUGGUAUCGACUGUGCCAUCUUAUCAUGUCAGGUGUACAUCAGUCAGAUCCUGGUGGCCUCAGCUCUGGGUGCAGUGGUGGAAGCUGUUGGCAGCGUCCGUGUUAUUCCCCUUGUCGCCUCUGGGGGCUCCCUCCUUGGAUUCUUCACUGCGUGCUUUUUGGUCAUUUACCCAUCUCCCAACAGCGGGGAGGGGAACUCAGCCAAAGCGUCCGAGAAGCGAGCCCUGGCGACGACGGCGGAAAAUCCAAGCAGUGGUGAAGCGGCUGUUGCCGUGGCGAUAGAGAAACCCAGCUUUCUGAAACUCAACAAGAAGGGCAAAGCCACUACCACCACCACUUCCUGUCACACUGAAAACGAGUCUGCCCUGUGAUUGGCUGGCUGAAUUCACUUUCAUCACCAGUGCUGCUGGAAAAAGACACAAGGAUGACCCACAAAAAAACAAAGAGAUGGAGCUCUCUUUAAGUCUGUCCUUGCUUUCUAUAAUUCGGACUUUGCCGCAGUAAACAACUCAAUCCGACAUGGGACCAGUGUCAUACCAGACCCUCGUGCCCUGCAAAAAAAAGAAGAAAUCAUUCUGGUCCUAGCGCUGCUGUUUCAGCUGUCUCUGAAAAUUCCUUCCACUUAAACCUCACAUCGACGAUAAGUGAGUCACUCACGGGUCAUUGUUUUAAAGCAACACUAUGUAACUUUUCCUCUGCUCCUCAGCAUCCAGACACGUAAGACACUUAAAACAAAGACUAUUAAUCCCUUCAUAGUUUUAGGUUUCCUCGCUUAAUUUCAAAGAUGAAAGCUACUUUCUAAUCAGUUUACAAUCUUCUCAACAUCAUUAAGUUACAUACUUGGAGAUGAAGUUACUCAGUGCAGUGAAAAGAGGCGUUCACGGGCCUGGUUUGAGAAUGAGGAAAAACACCAUUCUCCCUAUAACAAGUCAAGACAACAUUAUUUGAAACCUGUUAUUUUAACUUAAAACAAAGUUGCAUAAUGUUGCUUUAAGGUGAGGUUUACUCCGUCUCUCAGGGCCUCUAGGAGGUGCUACUGAGCAGCCGCCUGGACACAAAACUUCAGGGGAUUCACACUUAUACAAACUCUCACGCACCCACACACACACGCAUGCACACGCGCAUGCACACGCGCACACCUCUACAUCUGAAUCGUAUGAACGCCUAAAUAAUGAACGCUGUUGAUGAACAUUACUCUUUGAAGCUGCAAUCACUUAAAAAAAAAAAAGGUUCUUCCUCGCUGUGGAACGGCUUCAAUCGAAUCUUUGCCUCGUGAUGUGGACACUUUUGGACGAGAGAGAGAGUGUGUGUGCGUCUGAUCACUGACUUUGACAUCUCAAGUUGGAGUCACAGCGUUCACCAAAAUAAAUCGAACACACUCGACUUUGCAGUAGCUUUAAGACUCUCGAGACUUUUGGAAAACGGCAAAUUGUGAAACUAAGGCCCCGGAGUCUGGUUCCUGGAGGAGAUUCUGCAGAUCACAGGUGUUUUGUUUUUGCCUUUCGUCACAAAACAGAAGACCUAGCGUUUUUCAUUUAGCUUUGAAUCCAGGACAAAAAAAAGAAAUGGACAGCGUUAAAUAAGCUCUCUUUGUGAGUGUUAGGUUGAUGUUUAUCGAGUGAAAGAGCAAAGAUGCAAUAUCUGCGGCAUACAGGGCAUUAAAAUCCCAAAUACUAUUUUCAUGUGUGUUGUUUUGGAGCAGUCAGAGACAAUAAUGACAACGAUGCUUCUGUUUAUUUUGAAAAAUCAGACAAACCUACUUGCUGCAUGUUAGAGGAGCGGAGAAAAACAAACCAAACAGCAGAGGAGAAUGGAGAUGUGGAGUUCUUCUCUCUCUCUUUCUCUCUUUUUUUUUAACAUGAAAAGCUGUUAACACAAAGUUUGUUACUAAUCGCACGUUAGCUGAGCCGUUGUUGAUGAAAGCGUUGCGGCGUUUAAUCAGAAAAGCAUCUGAGGACUUUUAGCGUCUUGGUUUUGUUUGUCUUAUGUGCGUGAGCAGCGGGGCGGAGUUCCCUGACACUGCGCUGUUCCAGUGGAUCCAGUAAAUAUACCAGAAAUGACCAGUGUCUCAAAUGGACACCAUCAUAUUUAUAAAUGGAUCCUGGUUAUUUGGAGAAAAAAAAAAAAAGAGAUCGUCACUGUUUUAGGGCCUUGUUGCUUCAGCCUCGGUGGAGGACUGUGGUCCUGCUUUGGUUGAACUUUAAAAGAGAAUCGAAUAAAGUAGUGGUUUAACUGCCAGUUACUGCAGUGUGUGGUUUGGUGAACUGGAGUUUAAGAGGGAAUAGAUGUGAAGAAAUGUAUUUACUUAAAGACAACAGUAGUUUGACACUUAAAAAUGUGCUUUAUUUUGCUCUGUGGUUAGUGGAGAAACUUGUUACCACUCUGCUUGUCUGCGUGGUAAAUAUGACGCUAUCGCCAGUCACAUGAGCUCGUUCUGUCCAACAAUAACAACGUCCUCCCACCAACACAUGUUUGGUCUUUAUGCAUGUUUAAAAAAAACUAAUUUAAAACGGUGUUAAUCAGUAAUACUUUAAGGUGCUGGUCGGCAGAGUUUUGUUGUCUUUGGGCAGAUACCGGCUGUCUUAAUGCUAAGAUAAGCUAAGCUAAGCUAAUGGGCCGCUGGUUUUAGCUGCAUAUUUAUCGUAGACUUGAUAAGAGUUGCUUUAAAUGUUCAAACUCAAGAACAUUUGACACUACUGUUGUCACAAAGUCAACGCAGACCCAGAACAAUUACAGCUUCACUCAGUUUGACUUUUUCAGCAGAGACAACGAUGAGGAAGUAAAACUACAGCGAUUUAAAACACAUAUUAAUCAAAGUCAUUUUUCAUUCAAGUGCAGCCUCUGUCUCCUCCUGUGACCCUCAGAAGGAGACGUGGUAAAGAAAAUGGAUAUUAAAGUCUCGAGCCUGAGGUUAUAUAAUCUUAAUCUUCAGAAUGUUUCUUAGCUGACAAAGCUGGAUGUUUAAAAAGAACAAAAAAUCUUGAGUGAAAUGAAAGAUUUGAUUGUUUGUAUUGUGACAAAUAUCGGCCUCUGUGAAUCAGGUGAGCUGUGGGAGGUUUUGUGGCGGGAAGAGCAGGGUUUCUUUGUUGUUUUUCCUGCAUUUUUCAGGAUAAAAAGCUGUGGAUUCGGGGUCAGUUUUCCUUUCAGCUCAAUCAGCUGAACCAUACAAAUUGAAAGGAAUGGACAUGUAAAAGGUGAAGGGUUCAUUUAUUAAAAGAAAAAGCAUUAUGUUAGAAUUUAGUGCAGGAUGUUUUUGGGGGAGUUUUUGAAAACAAUUUACUGACUUAUGAUGCUUUUUUUCCCUCAUAUGAGCAGGUGUUGCUGUACAGUUUAACCCUGUUUUAUUGUUUUUUUGGGGGGUUGUUAUGUUCAAACAAGUUAAAUUCCUUCCAGAAUUUCAGGUACAUUCAGUUAGUUCCAGAGCAGAGUAAAGAGAAGAGAAGCUUCUUGGGUUGACUGUGAUUCUGGGUCAGUUAAAAAAAAAAAAAUAGGGGACGGAACAAAAGACAAGGAGGUACAGGUGCCUUGGUUUUGCACGGCUUCUGUGACCACUGGGGCAAUAAAAUAUUCUGGAUUGAAAAAAAUGGACACAGAAACUUCAGUUUGACUGGACAAACGUGAAGUUUUUCUCUUUGGUUUAUGGAUGGUUUGCAUGCAAGAACAGCGAUAAUGCAUGUGUGGAACACCAAAGUAUAAUCACUCAAGCUCUUUCCUUUAUUGGCCUAAUCAGGUCAGGGAUGUAUUUUCUAAUGCAUGGCUGGAUGUUUAUGUCCUUUUUUUGUUUUGUUUUGAAACUUAAGUGUGUAAAACAAACAAACAAAAAAAAGACCAACUUGUUCUCUUGAAGCAUCGUGCUUGGGUCCGGCUCAGUUCACUCUUAACAAGCAUCGUGUGACUUUUCGGACUUUUUUUUUUUGCACAUUUGUGGGUUGUAAAGUUCCAGGCUGCACUCAUCUUGUUUUUUUUGAACGCACGUGUGGAUGGAAAAGCAUCGGUGAGAAACUCCCAAGCCGUGAAUACUUGAAGUGCAACUUGAGUGUUUCUGUUCCAAUGCAGUGGAAAACUUUUCUCUUUUCAUUUUUUUUGAGGGGGUUGUUCUUAAUAUCCCAAGCCUUCUUACUCGUCUGUGUCUCUGGAAUGUUCUGGCACCGCGGCCACUCGCUUGGCCUGCUUCGGAGGAGAUUUGAGUUCUUACCUUUGAUUCCAUCUGGUGACUUAAACACUUAAGAUAUUUCUUUCAUUUUUUUUCUUCUUUUUUUUAAAAAAAAGGUCAAUGAAUGUGAGAUGAUUUCAGUGGAAGUCAUUUAUUGUUUUCAUGUAUGACAUGCCAGGGGGAGUCUGACAUUGCACAGAACUUGCACAUUUUUAAGUUGAGACAAAAGGCAACCAGUCAGUAGAGCUUUGUUGCGAAAGAAAACAAACUAAGUGUGGAUAUUUAUUUUUGAGUUUUCUUGCCUGAAAAGGACAAUUUUCACACUUAAACGUUAUGCUGUGCGCUGUCACAGAUGGAACAGUGUGUUUGUGUGAGCAGUCACGUCACAGCUUUUCACGUGUAAAGCAAAAAAAAAAGAAGCAAAGGUGUGUUUCAAAAUGUCAUCUCAGUGUUUGCGUUUCUGUUCUCUGCAAAUCACCUGGUUUACACUUUCACUCCGGAAUCAAUGGCUGCAAUACCUGAGGUUUCUUUCCACUCUGUCUGUCUGCUCUGGUGUUUUAACUCAACUAGUAAAUGUCUUUAUUAUGAUUAUUAUUGUUAUUAUUUUUAAUCUUUUCUUGUAACUUGAGGCAGGGCCACACGCAGCAGAUUGGCCUUUACCCUGGUUUCAUUGGCAGCCAUUUUGGCUCCACUGUCCCGAUCACUGAAUGAAUGAAUGUGGCCAUUGUGGUGACGCAGUUUUAUUAUUUCCAGCCAGCAGCUGUCAGUGGCAGCAGUGUCAGUUAGUGUGUAUGUGUGUGUAUGUGUGUGUGUGGCUCUGCCUCUUGUAAACUGUGUUAAUGAUGGAGGAGUGAGAUGCGUAUAUAUUUAAA
Molecule: messenger RNA, 7959 nt
Organism: Solea senegalensis (Senegalese sole)
Lineage: Eukaryota; Metazoa; Chordata; Actinopteri; Pleuronectiformes; Soleidae
Product: solute carrier family 45 member 4-like
Exons: 14
Coding region: 645-3305 (886 amino acids)
Biological process (GO): transmembrane transport
Cellular component (GO): membrane
Molecular function (GO): sucrose:proton symporter activity
Source: RefSeq, a predicted model, not a curated record